UUACGCUCUCUGAGAAUGUCUUCGAGAACAAUCGGCGAGCACGUCAGACUCCGACGAGCGCGGAACCAAUCAAUCCGUCGUCUCGACGCCGACGAUGAUCCGCCGCUGACCCACGUCGUCCUUCCAGUUUCCCAACCUAAUCGCUUCUGUAACUCGGCAAUGUCUUCCUUCUUUCUCCUCCCGAGUUCCUCCAACGAAACCACCAGGAAGAAACAGCUCGGUCUCCCUCAGACGGCGUCGUUUCGGGUUCGGGGGAUGGGUUGCACUGCCGCAGCAGCUCAGGAGGUUUCUGUUCCCUCCGUGAUUCGCUCCUCCGCGGAUUGGGAUGCGAGAAUUAGAAGCAGCAAGAAGAAAAAGAAGAAGAAGAAGAAGAACAAGGGAAGCUACGACGAUGGUUCGAUUAGGUUCUUGAGUGAGGCUAGAGACGUUGACGGCGGCGGUUGCGUCGCGAUUCAAGAUGUUUGGUGCGGUCCAGGAUUAGGCUUCUCGACGGAUGCGGUGGUUGGUCGAUCGGCCGAUCCUCCCGUCGUGUCAGUGGCUCCAAGAAGGAACCUUCCGCCGUCGCGACGCAAAAUUGAUGUGGAUAAGAACAGUUCUAGUCACACAGAGGGUUCUUCUGUUCUUAACAGGCGGUUUGCCAAUCAAGAAUCUCAUUCUCACGCUUUCUUCAACUCUGAUUCAACGUUCAUGUCAUCAUCACGCGCUGAAGCAACGUUGUUCUCAAGUAGAUACCAUGGCCAUCUUCGACGCUCUUACCCUGAUGAUCUUACCGAGAUGAUGAUGCUCAGGAAUGGUUUUGUAAUGGGAACGAUAACAGAUUCACGUGACCACUUCCACAACUUGAGGCUUGAUGUUGAUAGUAUGUCAUACGAGCAACUUCUAGAGCUUGGUGAUAGAAUCGGUUAUGUGAGUACUGGACUAAAAGAAAACGAGAUACAUCGUUGUCUUCGGAAAAUCAAUCCAUCUGUAUCGCAUACUCUUCCUGAUAGAAAAUGCAGCAUCUGUCAGGAUGAGUAUGAGAGAGAGGGUCAGGUUGGGAGAUUGGACUGUGGACACAGCUUCCAUGUCAAAUGCGUGAAACAGUGGCUGUCGAGGAAGAAUGCUUGUCCUGUCUGUAAGAAGUCAGCAUACGUCAAGCCUUGA
Molecule: messenger RNA, 1143 nt
Organism: Thlaspi arvense
Lineage: Eukaryota; Viridiplantae; Streptophyta; Magnoliopsida; Brassicales; Brassicaceae
Source: the annotation of a GenBank genome assembly